GGCCGGAAGAGGCGGGCUCGAGCGAGCGGGUCUCCCGGGUGACGACUAGGCCGAGGCGGCUGUGGCGGCCCGCGAGGGAGGUGAUGGCGCCCGCGACCCUCACAGUAGUUAGCAGCGUUGCCGGCGGCCACGGCCUCCUCUGCCCUUGAAUGAAGGGAGCUCGCGGUCGCCGAGGGAAGCGGCUCCCCCUCGGCUCGGGCCGCGCCGCCUCCCCUUCUCCGUCCUGAGCAAGGCAACGACUUCCACCAUGGCCAUUACACAGUUCCGUCUUUUUAAAAUUUGUACGUGCCUGGCAGCAGUGCUCUCUUUUUUCAAGAGAUUGAUAUGCAGGACUGGAAGAGGACGGAAACUAAGUGGUGAUCAAAUAACUUUGCCAACUACUGUCGAUUAUUCAUCAGUUCCUAAGCAGCCAGAAGUAGAAGAUUGGUCUUCAUGGGAUGAAGAUGCUCCUACAAGCGUGAAGAUUGAAGGUGGCAACGGCACUGUGGCCAAUCAACAGAACGGUUUGGAGGAGAUGGAGCCAGACUACUUCAAGGACAUGACUCCAACAAUAAGGAAAACGCAGAAAAUUAUUGUUAAGAAGCGUGAACCCUUAAAUUUUGGCAACCAGGAUGGCAGUGCAGGGUUUUCUAGAUUAGCAGCUACACAAGAUGUACCUUUUAUUCACCAAUCUCCGGAAUUGGGAGACCUGGAGACGUGGCAGGAAAACACGAAUGCCUGGGAAGAAGAGGAAGAUGCAGCCUGGCAAGCAGAAGAAGUUCUAAGGCAGCAGAAAAUAGUAGAAAGGGAAAAACGAGCAGCUGAGCAGCAAAGAAAGAAAAUGGAGAAAGAAGUGCAGCGGUUGAUGAAGAAGGAGCAAAAUAAAAUUGGCGUGAAGCUGUCCUAACAUCACUCAUCUCCCCCCCACCCCCACCCCCAACCUUUCUUGGGUUUUUUUGGUCUCAUGGUACCAGCGAAAAGGGAGAAUCCAAAUACAUAAUUUUGUAUCAAUCUCAGUAUUUUUAGAACUCCACUCACUUCACUUGGAAAGCCAUCUUGGGGAGAUGCAGUUCUUCCAUACAGGAUCUUCAGCUGGACAAUUCAAGCCACAAAAGCAUCAUCCCACUAAAUCCUGCCAGAAUGGGACAUUUAUUUCCUGCAAGGAGCCCUCGGUCCCGGCAUUCUCCUAAUACGAGAAGUGAUACUGCUGCAUAAAACUCCUCAAAUGCCUGUUUGAAGCUUAAGGGAAUAAAGGGGUGUAAAUAAUUGAAUGAUGGCGAUCUAUUCUAUUGUCUUAUUAUGCUUAUUACUGGAA
This is a messenger RNA of Gekko japonicus, 1294 nucleotides long. RefSeq names its product estrogen receptor binding site associated, antigen, 9 (gene EBAG9). Gene Ontology annotation, cellular component: secretory granule. The transcript is spliced from 7 exons. The record is from RefSeq and is a predicted model, not a curated record. The coding region runs from base 248 to 886 and encodes 212 amino acids. NCBI's taxonomy places the organism in Eukaryota, Metazoa, Chordata, Lepidosauria, Squamata, Gekkonidae.